This is a messenger RNA of Acipenser ruthenus (sterlet), 9675 nucleotides long. Its product is annotated as attractin-like. Gene Ontology annotation, cellular component: Golgi apparatus. The coding region runs from base 253 to 4371 and encodes 1372 amino acids. The transcript has 29 exons. The record is from RefSeq and is a predicted model, not a curated record. NCBI's taxonomy places the organism in Eukaryota, Metazoa, Chordata, Actinopteri, Acipenseriformes, Acipenseridae. Gene Ontology annotation, molecular function: protein binding.
AUGUGUUUGUAUAGGAAAGACAGAGCGAGGAGAUCAACACACUCACAGUGUAGCGGAUUUCUAACCGGGAUACAGAUUAUUAUUUCAAAACAACCUGCAUUAAUAACAAGCUAGAUACGGCGAAGGAGAAGUAAAAGACCGGAUGUUACCAUUGUUUGUUACCGCCUUUUACCAAACACAACUCUAAACUGCAAGAGGCGUUCAGAGACAUAAAACAAUACUGUCGAAAAAUAAAUUCAAAUCAAGACAAGAAUGGAAGCGGAAAAGCGGCGGGCCUGCUGGCUUGUUAGCAGCAGUCGUUGUCGAGCAGGUCUUCCCGGGUUGGUGUGGGGCACGCCGCCUCUGAUUCUGGUUGUGGCGGCAUCACUGCUGUCCGGACUCGGUUCUCCUGCCGAGGGAAAGCAGUGCGACAAGCCGUGCCUGAACGGGCAGUGCAACCCGACGGUCGGUAACUGCAUUUGCGAUCCCGGUUGGGCCGGGGAUCAGUGCCAGCAUUGCGGUGGGAGAUUCAGGUUGACUGGCUCCUCUGGAUACCUCACAGACGGGCCUGGGAAUUAUAAAUACAAAACCAAGUGCACCUGGCUGAUCGAGGGCCAGCCCAACACUAUCUUGAGGCUGAGGUUCAACCACUUUGCUACAGAGUGCAGCUGGGACCACUUGUAUGUGUAUGACGGGGACUCGAUCUACGCACCCCUGGUGGCUGCGUUCAGCGGGCUGAUCGUCCCUGAGAAGUAUGGUAAUGAGACCUUUCCGGAGGUGGUCUCCAAAUCCGGCUACGCUCUGCUGCACUUCUUCAGUGACGCUGCCUACAACCUGACCGGCUUCAACGUCUCCUACAGAAUCAACACUUGCCCCAAUAACUGCUCUGGCCGCGGGGAGUGCAGGCUGGACAGUGGCAGCGGAGGUGUGUACUGCGAGUGUACGGCACACUGGAAAGGAGAGAUGUGUGACAUCCCGUACUGCAUGGAGGACUGCGGCUUCCCCCAGCGCGGAGUGUGCCACGCCAACACCACCAAGCGCUGCCUCUGCAAUCCAGGCUGGCAAGGUCCUGACUGCUCCAUUCUGAUGCCAGCAAACGAGUCAUUUUGGACUAGAGAGGAGUACCCAGUCCGCAGCCUGGCACGGGCCUCGCACAAGUCUGUGGUGAACGAUGGCAUCAUGUGGGUGAUCGGAGGCUACGUGUUCAACUAUUCUGACUACAAGAUGGUUAAAGCAUACACUCUGAGCUCUCAAGAGUGGCUGCCUCUAAACCAGUCGGUGAACUCUGUCAUUGGGAGAUACGGGCACUCGCUGGCACUGCACGAGGACAAGAUCUACAUGUACGGUGGUAAGAUGGACUCCAGCGGGAAUGUCACUAACCAGCUGUGGGUGUUUCACAUCAGAAACCAGUCGUGGGUGCAGGUCAGCCCCAAGGCCAAGGAGCAGUACGCCGUGGUGGGGCACUCUGCACACAAGGUGCAGCUGGCCGAUGACAGCGUGGUCAUGCUGGUCAUCUUCGGACACUGCCCGCUGUACGGCUACAUCAGCAAGGUGCAGGAGUACAACUUCGCCACAAACACAUGGAGCAUCCUGAAGACUAACGGUGCCCUGGUGCAGGGAGGCUAUGGGCACAGCAGUGUCUACCACCCCAAAACCAGGGCCAUCUACAUCCACGGGGGCUACAAGGCCUUCAGCGCCAACAAGUACGGGCUGGCAGACGACCUCUACAAAUACCAGGUGGACUCCCGCAUGUGGACCAUCCUGAAGGACAGUGGUUUCUUCCGCUACCUCCACACGGCCAUCAUCGUGAGUGGGACCAUGCUGGUGUUCGGGGGGAACACUCACAACGACACUUCCAUGAGCCACGGGGCCAGGUGCUUCUCAUCAGACUUCAUGGCCUAUGACAUUGCUUGUGACGAGUGGUCGGUGCUGCCCAGACCAGAUUUGCACCACGAUGUAAACCGGUUUGGACACUCUGCAGUUUACAGCAACAGCACCAUGUACGUGUUCGGAGGUUUCAACAGCCUGCUCCUGAGUGAUGUACUGAUGUUCACUCCAGCGAGCUGCGCUGCGUUCUCCAGUGAGGCUGCCUGCACCGAGGCCGGACCUGGGAUCCGCUGCCUCUGGAAUGCCAGUCUGGACCACUGUCUAUCCUGGGAGGAGGCCAGCCCCAAGGAGGAGCAGCAGGUCCUAUCCACCUGCCCUGCCAAAGCAUAUGCUGACAAUGAGAAGUGUGAUCAAUACACAGACUGCUACAGCUGCACAGCAAACACCAACGGGUGCCAGUGGUGCACCAGUCAGUGCAACUCAAUGAGCAGCAACUGCACAGCCGUGCCAGGCCCCAUCGCAGAGUAUGAGACCUGCCCGAAGGCUAACCCCGACUACGUUUGCAACAAGAAGACGAGCUGUAAGAGCUGUGCCAUGGACCAGAACUGCCAGUGGGAGCCUCGCAACCAGGAGUGCAAAGCCUUCCCAGACAAUAUUUGCGGGGAGAACUGGCACCUUGUUGGAAACUCCUGCCUGAAGUUCACCACAGCCAAGGACAAUUACGACAACGCCAAGCUGUCCUGCCGAAACAGCAACGCAGUCCUGGCCUCACUCACCUCCCAGAAGAAGGUGGAGUUUGUCCUCAAGGAGCUGCAGAUCAUGCAUGUGCUGUACAAAGCGACAGUCACCCCCUGGGUGGGAUUGCGGAAGAUCAACGUCUCGUACUGGUGCUGGGAGGACAUGUCCCCUUUCACCAACACGUCCCUCCAGUGGCUGCCAGGGGAGCCCAGCGACGCAGGGUUCUGUGGGUACCUGGCUGAGCCCUCCCACACCGGCCUGAAGGCAGCCACCUGCGUCAACUCUGUCAAUGGCAGCCUGUGCGAGCGCCUAGCGAACCACAGUGCCAAGCAGUGCCGCACCCCCUGCGCCCUGCGCUCGUCUUGCAGCGAAUGCACCAGCGGCAGCUCUGAGUGCAUGUGGUGCAGCAAUAUGAAGCAGUGCGUCGACUCCAACGCAUACGUGGCCUCCUUCCCCUUUGGACAGUGCAUGGAGUGGUACACCAUGAACAGCUGCCCACCGGAGAACUGUUCUGGCUACCGCACGUGUGGCCAGUGCAUGGACCAGUCUGGUUGUGGAUGGUGUACGGACCCCAGUAACACAGGGAAAGGGCAGUGUAUAGAGGGCUCGUACCGAGGUCCAGUCCAGCCCUCAACACCCGACUCAUACCAGGAACCAGCACUCAACGUCAGCAUGUGUCCUUCUGAGAACAAGUACAACUGGUCUUUCAUUCACUGUCCAGCGUGCCAGUGUAAUGGCCACAGCAAGUGCCUCAAUGAGAGUGCAUGUGAGAAGUGUGAAGACCUGACAACGGGCAAGCACUGCGAGGCCUGCAUCUCCGGGUACUAUGGAGACCCCACCAACGGGGGCACCUGUCAGGGCUGCAAGUGCAAUGGUCACUCCUCCAUCUGCAACGCCCAGACUGGGAAGUGUUUCUGCACUACCAAAGGGAUCAAAGGAGACAAGUGUCAUCAGUGUGAGGUGGAGAACCGUUACCAAGGCAAUCCUCUCAAGGGCACCUGUUACUAUACCCUCCUCAUUGACUAUCAGUUCACCUUCAGCCUGUCCCAGGAUGAUGACCGCUAUUACACAGCCAUUAACUUCGUCGCUACACCUGAAGAGCAAAACCGGGACCUGGACAUGUUUAUCAAUGCAUCUAAAAACUUCAACCUGAACAUCACCUGGGCCACUAGUUUUGCAGCUGGUACACAGGCAGGAGAGGAGGUCCACGUCAUCUCCAAGAGCAACAUCAAGGAGUACAAGGACAGCUUCUCCAACGAGAAGUUCGACUUCCGAAACAACCCCAACAUCACCUUCUACGUGUACGUCAGCAACUUCACCUGGCCCAUCAAGAUACAGAUUGCCUUCUCUCAGCACAGUAACUUCAUGGACCUGGUGCAGUUCUUUGUGACGUUUUUCAGCUGUUUCCUGUCCCUGCUGUUGGUGGCAGCAGUCGUGUGGAAGAUCAAACAAAGCUGCUGGGCGUCGCGGAGGAGAGAGCAACUCCUGCGUGAGAUGCAGCAGAUGGCCAGCCGCCCCUUCGCCACCAUCAACGUUGCUUUGGAAACAGAUGAUGAGCCACCCGACCUCAUUGGUGGGAGCAUUAAGAGCGUCCCCAAGCCCAUAACCCUGGAGCCGUGCUUAGGAAACAAAGCGGCCGUGCUCUCCAUAUUCGUCCGGUUACCACGAGGGUCAGGAGGGAUUCCGCCACCAGGGCAGUCAGGCCUUGCCGUAGCUAGUACACUAGUGGACGUAUCCCAGCAGAUGCCUUUAGCAUACAAGGAGAAGUCGGGAGCCACGAGGAACCGGAAACACCAGCCCCAAGCACAGCCAGGGACCUGCAUCUGACCAUUGCGUUGACCGGGACCCUCACUAUGAGCGUUGCACAAGGAGGCAGGGGGAUGAGUGGGGGAACUACAGAGGCUGGGUUAUGGGAGGCCUGUGCAGAGCUCUCGGGCCUCUCUUCAAUGAGGUUCAGAAUACUAAAUACUGAAGCUGUACUUAAGUCCUUCUUUUUAUUUCUUUUUAAAAAAAGAAAAACUGAGCGAAUGUCUUGUAAGGGGUGCCUUCACACUACUUUGGUAGUUUCAGACCACCUGCUUGUUCCACUGCUUGCUUCAGUUAGAAAACUGAUUUGAACCUUGAACUGAACGAGGAUAACAAGGGAAGGUCUUCAACUCAACCCUCUUUUGAGUCGUGUAAGGUGCUUGCCUCUCUCAUCCUCAUUUAUUUUCAGCCUCCUUCAGUUGUGUUUUUUUUUUUUUUUAUUGUGUGACCAACAUGAUUUAUUUUUAUUGUUGUUUUCAUAAAAUGUGUGUUUUUUUUUUUAUUCUCUUUAUUUAUCACUUAGUUUCUACUGGUUUGCUUUCGAUUAACGUGUCACAAACACAGCACCCCCCUCCCUUCGGAGCUCAAGGCAGUUCCGUUCGGCAACAUCAGUUGAGCAGUCAGGUAUUGAUUUACAUGUUGAAGCAACAGGGUCUUCUGGAAUCUAAUCGUGUCUUCGCACAGUACCAGUUUAUUCCAUCACAAACCAAGCGCAUAUGUUCUGAACUCUUCUGUGAGCUAGUUUGAAUUAAUAAAGAACCUGCAUCCACCAGUGUGCUAAUACCUUACAUUAACUAUUUAAACAAAACGCAGCAGUAUUAGUGUUAGGAAGUUUAAACCAAGAGCUGCUGUUUCAUGGAUGUUUAUUAUGUGCUAGGUUAGUGCACGCAAGGUAAUAGUACUAAUAUGUUUAGUUUAGGAAAUUGAUUCAACUAGGUUUUACCCUGUUGUUGCAAAUACAGGGCACUUUUGUAAAAUAGUUUGCCACUUGCUGUACAUAAAUUUUAUGUCAAUUCGAUGCAUUUUUAAUUCAUUUUAACAAGGUCUUUUUCAUCGAUCAAAGAGGCCCGUUGCCCAUGGCAACAGUGCUGAAUUUCUGGGAAGUUGCUCCUCCGAAGCACUGAUUUAGAGGGGGUUAGACUUUUCCAUUUCUUAGAGUUAGCAGCUUUAAAUGUCAUUUUAAUCUUGAUUUUACAUUUCUGUUGUAUGGUGUUUGCAGUCAUCCAUUAUUGUUCUACUGGGUUUUGACGGUCUGUUUGCCAAAACUGAACAGCCUUCCUCAUUCUGUUCAAAUCAUGUGACAAUAUAACCUUUCAACUCUGCCAGCCCCACCUACUUAUAGAGUUGAAAGGUUUAAAGGCAUUUGAAUGGAGUGAGGAAGGCAGUGCUGGCCCUUAGGAUCUCAAGCUGAAUUCAAGAGAACAAUUAGAACUCAAUAUGAGAGCGAAACAACACCCCAGGAUGAUUUCAAACACUAUAGAUAGUAAUGGGAAUGUACACAGAAAAGAAGCAGCAAAACAUUGUAGCUACUUAAAUUCUGGCAAUAAUUAAAUAAUGAUGCUUCAGACUUGGCAACACAAGAGUUUAAAAUGUACAGAUCCAAAGCAACACUAUUUCGCACAUACAGCAGCCUAGAUAUUGUUUUGAAAAGUGAUUUAGUUGAGUUUGACAUCCAUUUACCCAUACAAUCAGUACUGGAGCCUAAUUGUAUCUGUAGGAGCAAAUACUUUCCGCCUCUUUGAAACAUGCUUUGUUGUAUUUCUGGAAGUCACGUAGGCAUGCUACCUGCAGCAGAGGGUGGUUAUAAGCAGCCAAUUAUAGUUCAGGAAGAAACGCAGAAAGGGGUUUGACUCUAGGGUGUGUUUUGGGCUUAUUUUGCCUUUCUGAUUGUUUUAAGUUCAGUUCAGCUAUCCCUCAUUAACUGUUUAUCCAUUGAAUCUGCCAGUACUGACUCCCUCACUACUACAACCGUGGGGACAUAUUCCUGGGAUCUGCAUCUAAAGCUGAGGGAACACAGAACCACUUAUUCAGGAAUAUUGGCUUGAAACCUGGAUCCAGGAGACCUAGUAAACCCUAAAACCUCGUCUCCUGAAACCAAGUUCCAAGCCACAAAGUGGCUUUGUGUUCCCUGAGCUUUAGAGGAAUGACCAUUCUUUCUCAUUACUUCCAAUUAUCUGUUUUUCAUUAGAAAAAAAAUACACUUGUAUUUUUGAUUUGAUUUUUUUUCAUUAUCGUUUAAAAGUCUUAACUUAUUUUUCUGUAACACUAAAUGUGAACAAUUGUUUUUUUUUUGUUGUUUUUCUUUUUAAUUAAAAAAAUGUUUUUCCAUUAAGUAGGUACCAAAACCAAGUAGCAGUUCCAGAAAAUCCUUUUAUUUACUCAAAAUGAACUUGCGAAUAUCAAUGCCUGUAACUUGCCUCACUUUGAUUUCACUUUAUUACUUUGGUACAGUGGUAGCUCUAGCCUGCUCCCAGUCUUGUACUCUCCAUCUCCCGAUACACGUUCCGGUUGUGCCUAAUAAACACCCCUCAAAAGCAUUCUUAAGGAAUUAUUGGAUACAUUCCACAUUCUAUCACAUUGACAUUGCAUGGUGUGUUUUAUUGAGAGCAACACUGUAUAAUAUAUCCCCUUCAGUCACUGUGUGCACAAGUGCACCAUACCACGUUAUGUUUGUGCAACUUCUCAAACUCCAUAAAGUUCACACAAACUGUUUUAAAUUUAAAAUGAAAUAAAAAAAAUCGUGACUGAAGGGGAUACACAAAUGAAGGAUGCAAACGUUGUUUUGUUUGACCCAGCUGUUUUAUAAAUUGUAAACUAUCGCUUUCAUUUGUCAAAGCUGUUGUUUGCCUUUCUGUAACCUGAGAUAUUGCUGUUGAUUCUAAGAGUAGGAUGCAGAGUGAGGGCACUGUGGUGCUAAAGGGUAGCCCUUUGGGACACUGAAAAAACAACCACCGAUUAAUCAUCGUAAAGACAUUGUAUUCACAUGGGUUCUUUAUGGUCACGUGUUAAUAAAUCAAUGGAAGUAAUGUUAAAACUUUACAAUGCAUUAGUAAGGCCUCACCUAAAAUAUUGUGUUCAGUUCUUGUCACCUCAUUACAAAAAGCAUAUUGCUGCUGUAGAAAGAGGGCAAAGAAGAGCCACCAGAAUUAUCCCGGGUUUAAAAGGCAUGCCGUAUACAGACAGGCUAAAAUAAUUGAAUCGAUUCAGUCUUGAACAAAGAAGACUACGCGGUGAUCUGAUUCAAGCAUUCAAAAUUCUAAAAGGUAUAGACAAUGUCGACCCAGGGGACUUUUUCGACCUGAAAAAAGAAACGAGGACCAGGGGUCACAAAUAACAACCAAACGAGCAAGAUGGGCCAAAUGGCCUCCUCUCGUUUGUAAACUUUCUUAUGUUCUAAACCUGAAUAAAGCUGGGGGGCUCCCAGGUGGCGCAUCCGCUAAAGGCAUUCUGCCCAGAGUGCGCCCUAUAGCUUGAGAGAUCGCCUGUUCGAAUCCAAGCUAUGCCACUGCCGACCGUGGACGUGAGUUCCCAAGGGGCGGCACAUAAUUGGCCAAGCACUGCCCUGUCAGGAUAGGGGUUAGGUAGGCUGAGGAGUCCUUGGCUGACCGCACACCAGUGACCCCUGUGACCGGCCUGCAUUCAGUUCAGAAUUCCGUGGUCCUCUGACACUGUAAGCUCUGAAUAUGGCUGCACGGCGGGCUUGCAGAGCGAAGAAAAGCUGACAGCACUCAUUUUGGAGGUUGCGAGUGCUCAUCUUCGUCUCUCCCAAGUUAGUUAGGGGAUUGCAGCGGUGAGCCAGGUUGAAUAAUGAUUGGACAUUUCAAAAAUUGAGAUAAAUUGGAAAAUGAAUAAAAAUAAUUGUUAAAAAAAAAAACAAACCCAGAAUAAAGCUAUAGGUAUUUUCUUUUGAUAUUUGCAACCAUAAUAAAAAUAAUCCAUAAUAUAAAAGGAAAUCCAUUGCAUUGCUUUACUAUGUUUAAUCUUGAUUUCAAAAGACAACCAACCAAUGUGUUUCAAGGUAGUGCUUUAAAGUGUGUGUGUUGGGGUAGUCUUUUCAGUGUCCCUCAGCACAAACUGUGAAAAAAGACCUGGUGCUUAUGCGCUGUCUAAACAGAAUGAUUUCAUCUAACAUAUGUGAAGCAAACACCACUGUGAAACUAUCCAUCUGUCUGUCUUUUUUAUCUCUUAUUAAACAAACCAGAGCUGCAUUUCUCUUGCAUCCUAUACACAUGCUGCAUUGCAAAGGUGCUGCAUACAGUAUGGGAGGGGCUCUGCUAGAAUGGAGUAAGCCUCAUUAUCCAACGUGAUCAUUGCCAGCGCUAUAACAUUGAAUUCUGCAUUUCUUCUUUAAAUAUCCAUUUGUAUGAGUGAUACAUCCGCCCGUGCUGCCCGACCCCCUAUAGCAGUCCUGGCCAGCUCUUGUUUCUCCUUCCCUUUCAAAUGUCGGAUUAAAGCAGGUGCGCUCAUCUGAGGCACAGUGAAGUGUUGUCCCUGUGUUGAGCUAUCUAUUCACUCUUAAUGAGACCCUUCGAUUCUGUGAGACUUAUAGAUUCCUAGAACCCCCUCUCCUGUGUAUUGUAGUGACAACAUUGCUAUGAGAGAAUGUGUGAAGAGUAGGCAGCCUUGGGUCUUCCUGUCCGUCUCAGUACAGGACUUUCUUCCAAUUAGUGCUUUUAAAUGUUUGAUUGAUCAUCAGCACGGUACUUUAAAAUAAUUAGGUUGGAACAAAGUCCUGCAAUGGUUUGGACUUGAAGAGCCAAUAUUGCCUACCCCUAUAAUGACGGCCACCCACAAACUUUUAGAAAUAUUGAUUUAAAAUUGUGGUACUUGAGCAAACUUUCCCUCAACAAUUCUAAACAAAGUUUUAAGUAAAAUGAAAUUGUUUCAAGCAACGGUUAUUGAUGGGUUGCUGCGGUUCAAUUUUUUCCUCCACCCAGCAGGGGUCGCUAUUAGUCAUUAAAAUGUGUGUAUUUAUUUAGUGAGUUUACAGUUUAUCAGGAUGCAGUACUGCCUUUGUUGGGCACAGAAACAUUACAUUUAUAAAUGAAACAAAAAAAACAUUGCAGAUCAAAUAGAACAAAGAUGUAUCUUAAUUCUAGCUCUAUAGCAUGAAAUCCUUCACCAGGCCCCUACCAGAAGUACACGUGUGUGCAUUUUAGACUGUCGCCCCAUUUGACAAGCCUCAAAUCAUCUUGCCCUCGUUUCACCAUGUAGGAAGGUGUAGUUUGUUAAUAUGUAUAGUUUAGCAUUGAUUGCACUUCUUUGUAAAUAAUGAGCGAGUAUUGUAAAGUAUUUCGCUGCUAGGAAACUUCUCUUCAGAACAGG